Molecule: messenger RNA, 1157 nt
Organism: Papilio polytes (common Mormon)
Lineage: Eukaryota; Metazoa; Arthropoda; Insecta; Lepidoptera; Papilionidae
Exons: 1
Biological process (GO): DNA integration
Molecular function (GO): nucleic acid binding
Source: RefSeq, a predicted model, not a curated record
CGACAAAGUGUUAUGUCAUUACGAGGCGGCGCUUCCGGUCGUGCUGUCGGUGGACAGUAGCGCGUACGGCGUAGGCGCAGUACUCGCACACGUCUUCCCUGACGGCUCAGAGCGUCCGAUCAGCUGCGCCUCUAGGACGCUUUCGGACGCCGAAAAGAAUUAUAGUCAAUUAGAUAAAGAGGCGCUCGCUAUUAUGUACGGGGUGCAAAAACACCAUCAAUAUUUAUUCGGUAGGAAAUUUACACUAAAAACGGAUCACAAACCGUUGGUGUAUAUUUUUGGCCCUAAAGGCUGCAUUCCACAGACUGCGGCGAGCAGGUUACAACGUUGGGCCGCCAAACUAGCCGCUUACGAUUUUAAAAUCGAUUUUGUGAAAUCAAAGUGCAACGGCAACGCCGACGCGUUGUCGCGCUUACCGUUAGAGGGACACGGCAUUGACGGCGCAUCGCCUGCGCCGGAUAAACAUUAUUUACUGUACGUAGAUGAUACAUUACCAGUUAAUUUUAAAGAAAUAGCGUUAGAAACUAGUAAAGAUAAUUUAUUAAGUAGGAUUUUCGGUUAUAUUAUGUUUGGAUGGCCGGGACAGUGUGCAGAGGACGAAAAGGUUUUUUAUGUAAGGCGCGCAGAUUUGUAUAUUGAUCACGGCUGUAUUUUGUAUAAAUAUCGUUUAGUGAUACCGGAAACCUUACAAAAACGAGUGUUGGUAGAAAUUCAUGAUGGGCAUUUAGGUAUUGUAAAAAUGAAGUCUAUUGCUAGGAAUUAUAUUUAUUGGCCGGCGCUGGAUAAAGACAUUGAGUCUAUCGGGAAUAAGUGCGAGGCGUGUCGCAGCGUACGCGACGCCCCCCCGCGCGCCACUCUGCAUCCCUGGGAGUUUCCCGCCGCGCCCUGGCAGCGGCUGCAUGCUGACUUUGCCCAGUUGCACGGCAAAUAUUAUAUUAUCGUAGUGGAUGCUCAUAGUAAGUGGCUCGAGGCGGAGGAAAUACGUAGCACAUCGGCAUAUCACACAAUAAAGUUUUUUAGAAGUUUAUUUGCGAGAUUUGGCUUACCCGAAAAAUUAGUUACGGAUAACGGACCUCCGUUCCAAAGCGCAGAAUUUAAGGAAUUCUGUGAUAGGAAUAUGAUAAGGCACGUAACGUCUUCGCCCUAUAGACCGCAAG